Molecule: messenger RNA, 736 nt
Organism: Manihot esculenta (cassava)
Lineage: Eukaryota; Viridiplantae; Streptophyta; Magnoliopsida; Malpighiales; Euphorbiaceae
Product: cysteine-rich and transmembrane domain-containing protein WIH2
Exons: 3
Coding region: 119-487 (122 amino acids)
Source: RefSeq, a predicted model, not a curated record
AUUAAAUCCAGUAUAAAAUUUGUUGGAAUUAAAAUUAACCAAACAUAGCCUUGUUUGAAGGCAGCCCUUCUCCUCCAUUCGCGAUCUCGGGGAACAUUGAUAGCAAAGAGUGCUAAAAAUGAGUUACGAGAGACCUCCCCACGAACACUACCCUCCUCCAGGAUACGCGCCACCUUAUCCACCCCCAGGAUACCCUUCUUCAGCUCCGGCUCCGCCACCGCCGCCCUACGAAGGCUACCCACCACCACCUCCUCCUUCUGGAUAUCCGGGGUAUCCACCACCAGGGUCGCGACCACCGUAUGAAGGGUAUCAAGGUUAUUUCAAUGAAGGGUACCCACCUCCGCAGCCUCCCGGUCCACCGCCAUAUCAGCACUACCACUACGAGCAUCACCAUUAUCAAGACAAUUCCGAUGGCUGUACCUCGUUUUUGAGAGGAUGUUUGGCAGCACUUUGCUGCUGUUGUGUGUUGGAGGAAUGCUGCUUCUAAAAUUUAAACAGCCUUGACGAGUUGCUUAUGAUGUUUAUGGGAUAUGGUUAUUCUUAUUUUUCAUUCCCGUUGUCUGGUUGUCAAAGUUAAAUAUUUUCUUCUGCAAAAUUAAAUUCUAUAGUGUUUCUGAAUUCCCUUCUACUUGUACACAGUAUAAAUUUGCUACCAUGUUAUUGUUGGGCUUGUAAAUUUAAGACUAUGUUUGGUUUGCAAAGUAAAUGUUUAUUGGAAAAAGCUUGUUUCUAUUUA